Molecule: messenger RNA, 384 nt
Organism: Lathyrus sativus (Indian pea)
Lineage: Eukaryota; Viridiplantae; Streptophyta; Magnoliopsida; Fabales; Fabaceae
Source: the annotation of a GenBank genome assembly
AUGCCCUUAAAAAAAAGAAAAAAGAAACCCAGUUCACUCAUUCUCCUUGUUUCUCUCUGUGAUGAUCCUUCCUUCUACCGCUGCAACCCUCUUCUCCGUCACCGUAACCCUCUUCUUCAAUCUCCAAUCGCACGAACAUUCUUCUCCACCAUCCCUUUCUAUUUGUCUUUCACCCGCGCAAACAUUAUCUCCGCCAUCAAUCAUCUCGAUUCUCUCGCUCAAAUUCACAGCUCUCAGCUCAACGGAAUACAACACGACGACAUAAUCGAAACAAAAUUCAUGAAAUUUAUCGAGGAAUUGCGAUGCGGCAGUUUCGACGUCGGCGACAAUUACGACGGCACCACAAGAACCAGACAUAGCCAAAACUCAGCUAGAGAAGAGUAA